CUUUCGGCGAGUGAAGGCUAAAGCUUGGACUAUUUCAUAGGAAGUAAAGGACACCGGCUUGUACGUAUUCCCCGGCUUGUACUCAACAUUUGUUCGUUUCUGUGAGGCAAAUGCCAUUUGUUCUUAGUUUGUAUCGAGAUCGAGUCUCCAAGGUGGUUGUCCUUUGCGUCCUGUUCUGCCCCUCCCAAAAAAAAAAAAAAAAAAAAAAAAACCUUGUGCUUGUCACUUGCAAUUAUACAGCUCAAUCCCGAUUCCCCCCACCCAAUCUGUGUACUUAACAUAGCAAACUGGAUACAAUCUCUGCUCGUCUGAGUGCGAACAUCAGGAUUAAUGGCACUCCAUGAAGAUGAUUCAGUGCUCGAUAAACUGGAGUUAGCGUGUUCGGAUUUGAAAAAUCUGCUGCAUACAUCGGCCAAAAUGGACGAAAGCCUCGAACAGAUGGACGAGAAGUUUGACCGUAUAGAUGAAACACUUUCGACUGCCUUAAGAAGAGUGGCUCCUUUACAAUCUUUGGCGAUGGCCACGAAAGCCCUCGAUACCCGAAUCAACCGCGCUGUCACUCCCGCUCUUGCUCUCCUCGACAGCUUCAAACUCUCGGAGUCUCUACAGGACAAGCUCCUCGAGCUCUCAUCCAGUCUUUCGGCCGAGGAAACACCCAAGAAAAGGCUCAAGAAACUUCUCAAAUAUCUGGACUGUGUUGAUCAGUUGAAUGCGGCCAUAAACGCGAUUAGCCAAGACGGAGAGCCGGUGAUACAAAAGCUUCAAGAAGUGGUGGAGUUCUUGAGCAGGACCAAGGCCACGGAUCAGUACAGGACGCUUACGCUCAGAGAGACCCUGAUUACUCUCAAAGCUCUCUAUGAAACUGAGGUUGAUGCGAUGAAAUUUGAUGGGCUGCUUGAUGAGGCUCUAUUGAAUAUGCAGGACGAGUAUGAGAGCAUAUUGCUGCGUUUAAAGCAUCAAAAUAUAGGGGAGUUGCAAGUUGAUGGAGAAUCUGAGAUAGUGGCAUCUGAUUUAGGUACAGAUCUGGAAAUUCAAGUUCUUCAACGAAUUUCCGGAACCCUGGCUGCCAAUGAUUGUUUAGACAUAUGUAUUGGCAUCUUUGUCAAGGUGAGAUACAGAAGGGCAGCCAAAGCACUGAUGAGGCUAAACCCAGAGUACCUAAGAACACGCACACCAGAAGAAAUUGAUGAGAUCGAGUGGGAGACCUUGGAGACAGCAAUAACCCUCUGGAUUCAACACUUGGAAGUCGCAGUAAAAACCGUGCUCAUCUCAGAAAAGAAACUGUGCAGCCGAGUUCUGGGAAAAAUCAUGGAGGGCGUAGUCUGGCCAGAAUGCUUCGUUAAGAUCGCUGACAAAAUCAUGGCAGUCUUCUUCCGGUUCGGGGAGGGCGUAGCCAGGAGCAGAAAAGAGCCCCAUAAGCUGUUCAAAUUCUUGGACAUGUUCGACUCCUUGGAAAAACUUAAACCCGAGUUCUCAAAUACCUUCGACAGCGAAGCCGGGGCCGAUAUCUGUACGCGGUUCCGAGAACUCACAAAGCUCCUUGUUCACGCAACAAGCAAAGUGUUUUGGGAAUUUGGCCUCAAAAUUGAAGGCAAUUCGGAUGGUCUUCCUCCACCACGGGACGGCUCAGUCCCGAAACUGGUCCGAUACGCCAUAAACUUCCUCAAAUACCUGGCGACUGACAAUUACAGAGCACCCAUGGGCAUGGUUCUCCGAACAGAGCAAAUAUGGAAAGCUGGGAUUCGGUCAAAACCCGAAAUGGACGACGAUUUACUCAAGUACGCCAUUACAAACGUCAUGGACGCUCUUCAAAGAAACGUCGAAAGCAAAAGGUCGCGCUACAGGGACAACAUUCUCCCCCACAUAUUCGCUAUGAACACGUACUGGUACAUUUACAUGAGGACCAGAAGCACCGAGCUGGGCCUACUUCUGGGAGAGCCAUAUAUUAAAGACACGUACAAGGCGAUUGCCGAGGAAUCGGCUUACAGGUAUCAGAAGCAAGCUUGGGGGCCUCUCGUGAGGCUGUUGGAUGGGGAAGAUUUGAAGAGGGUGCAGAGCAAGGAGGCAAUGGGAAGUUUAGCGAAAGUAAAAAUGGAGACUUUUAUGAAGGGUCUGGACGAGAUUUCGCUGGGGCACAGAGAGUCUUAUAGCAUUGUUGAUUUGGAUCUGAGGGAGCAGAUCAAGAAAGCCACGGUGAAGCUUGUGAUGCCGGCUUACACCGAUUUCGUGAACACGUUCUCUCCCGUGUUGCAGGGGAAAUUGUAUGUCAGCCCGCAGCCGAUGCAAGUGUUGCUGGGUCAGAUCUUUGACGGUGGUGAUGUGAAGUUGAAGAGGCGGGAUUCCAAAGAUCGGGUGGCUAGGGAUAAUUCAGGGUCUAUUGAGCGGGAGAUCAGGGGUUUUAGACGGUCCAGAUCUAACACCAGUGAAGUGUGAAAUCGCAUCUGGCCGUCCAUUCGUUUAAGGAGUUUUUUUGUUUUUUAGGCCAUUCGUUUAAGGAGUUAGAUCUGUUCGAUGUGCGGAUUAUAAAUAAUGUCCUUUUUCUUUUCUUUUUUUUUUUUUCUUUUUGUUGGAAAUUCUCCAAUAUAUUUUCUCGUGUAUUAAAGCCUAAAUUCGGAUAUA
Molecule: messenger RNA, 2619 nt
Organism: Juglans microcarpa x Juglans regia
Lineage: Eukaryota; Viridiplantae; Streptophyta; Magnoliopsida; Fagales; Juglandaceae
Product: exocyst complex component EXO70I-like
Exons: 2
Coding region: 331-2433 (700 amino acids)
Biological process (GO): exocytosis
Cellular component (GO): exocyst
Molecular function (GO): phosphatidylinositol-4,5-bisphosphate binding
Source: RefSeq, a predicted model, not a curated record